Messenger RNA from Maniola jurtina (meadow brown), 1696 nucleotides. Its product is annotated as zinc finger protein 521-like. The transcript has 11 exons. Gene Ontology annotation, molecular function: zinc ion binding. The coding region runs from base 80 to 1546 and encodes 488 amino acids. The record is from RefSeq and is a predicted model, not a curated record. Lineage: Eukaryota; Metazoa; Arthropoda; Insecta; Lepidoptera; Nymphalidae. Gene Ontology annotation, cellular component: nucleus.
UUAUGAAAAAGUGAAAAAAAUCAAUCAUUAUUUUAUUCAUAAAUGAUUUUCUUGAAAUUAUUUUGCGAAAAGGCUAAAUAUGGAGGAAGAAGAGGACUUUAUAGGUUGCAUUAAUUGCAUGAGUACAAUUGAUUUAUGCGACCUAUUUGUUAAAUACGCGAAUAAUGAACAAACUUAUGCGCAAAUGCUUAAAACCUGUUUCGAUAUUAAGGUAACAAAUGACUAUAAAUAUAUUUGCACGAAUUGCGUCGAGAAACUGGAGAAAAGUCUAUCUUUUAAGACACAAACUGUUAAAAGUAUGGAGAUGCUUCAAAUAAUUAAAGCUGAAGAAUAUCUAGAUGAGAGAAUAUUAGAGGAAGCAGAGGAUGCAGACCCAUCAAAGUCCAGCCUUCGUAAAGUCGCCAUUACCAGAAAGAAUUCAGAUUGCGAAUGUGAGGAAGAUGAAGAGGAACUACACGAAAUAGAAGCCCUUGAUGAAACUACCUGCAUAUACUGCAACCUCAAACUGCCAACAGUGGAAGAGGUCCAUCAUCACAUUCGGCUGGUGCAUGGGUUGGAGCCCCGGACCGGGCGUAGGGUACGCGAAUGCAAAUUGUGCGGCGCUUCGCUGAGGAAUCUCGAGGAUCAUCUUAACAGGUGUCACAGCAAAAACUCAAAAAAAGAAGAUAGAGACUACGCGUGCCACUUCUGUGAAAACGUCUAUAGUACCAAGAAGGCUUGCUUCACGCAUCUCAGGAUGAAGCAUGGACUGAAACUCUGCAAUGACCACGUCCCGAAGUAUUCGUCGCGCGAUCGCAAGAAGUGUUACAUCUGUGAACGAGAUUUCAGCCAAAAGCAGAUCCUGAACAACCAUUUAUGGAAGGCGCAUGGAGUUGAGGUGGAAAAACGCAAAGCGUUCUUUUGCCCGCUGUGUUCUGAUCGCGUGAGCUACGGCGCGCAAUUCAGCGCGCAUUUGCUGCACCGUCACCACGUCGUUGAGGAGGUGCAGGAACUCGAGUUCGGCACUAUGGAUGAUUUCAUGAUGUACAAAAGCGAAAUCCAAGAGCAGACGAAAUAUAGAUUUCGCAAAACCACAGCCAGCAAGCAGACGAUAGAGGGAAUUCGUUCCCACUACAUGUGCAGCCAGUCUGGCAUCUAUGUGUACCAGGGCAAAGGUAAACGUCUAGCGCCGGAACGUCAAAUCUACAAAACUGGCAAAGCGUGUCCCGCCCAUAUGAUUGUCACCGAAACAUUGGACAAAGUUCUUGUCACGUUUUAUAUGACACACGUUGGUCAUGGCACGUGUCCAUACUACGAACCACGGAUGUUAAAAUGUAAGCAAGCAGCGCCCUCUACAUCGAUGGAGGUGACAGAAGAGGGUGUGAGCGAGACGCUGCUAGUGUGCGACACGUGCGGCGCUACUUUACCCGCGGAGAGUCUACAGGCGCAUGUCGCUGGGCAUGCUACCGAGAUGUACCAGUGUGAAUAUUGUGCCCAGAACUUCCAGAAUCUUGAAGAGUGGACGCAUCACCUGCAAUUUGAACACUCAGUUGGGACAGUUUAUUGAGUAUAAAAAGCAGAUUAGAAGUAUCAAAAUUUAAAAAAUCAAAAUUUAAAAUACUGUGCAAUAAUUAUAUUAUUUUAUCUUUACAAACUGAAUCUAAAUCAUCACUUUUAUUAACCUUCUUGAUUUUAUUAUAUUUUGUUCCUUCAUUAA